Molecule: messenger RNA, 462 nt
Organism: Coffea eugenioides
Lineage: Eukaryota; Viridiplantae; Streptophyta; Magnoliopsida; Gentianales; Rubiaceae
Product: non-specific lipid-transfer protein A-like
Exons: 2
Coding region: 3-356 (117 amino acids)
Biological process (GO): lipid transport
Cellular component (GO): membrane
Molecular function (GO): lipid binding
Source: RefSeq, a predicted model, not a curated record
UGAUGAAAGGCAUAACUUGUUCAGUCCUGUUCAUGGUGGCCUCAGUCCUAAUCAUGGUGCAGGCAGGGCAGGGCAUGAGUCUGACAUGUGGUCAAGUGGACACAUUACUGGCUCCAUGCAUACCUUAUCUCACACAUGGCGGUGAACCGGGACCGGAAUGUUGCAACGGCGUGAGAAGCACAAAGGCUUUGGCUCAAAACACAGAGGACAAGAGGCAAGUCUGCAUGUGUGUAAAAGAAGCUGCCAACCGCUAUGCAAACCUUGAAGAUGACGCUGUGCAAGCCCUACCGGUCAAGUGUGGCGUUGACGUGGACAUUCCUGUCUCUCGGAAAAUAAAUUGUGAUGUCAUCAACUGAAAUGAUGGGGGAGAAAUGAACAGGAGGCUCUUGGACGUUUUUCAAUCUCUGCCUUAUUUUGCCCGUUUGGAGAAUAAAGAAUUCCAUGGGUUUGAGACCAAGAUGU